CUCUAUGAGUACACUCUAUUUUGAAGCAACAGAGGGCGCAUCCUGCACUUUCACAUUUUAGGCUGCUAUCAUGGCGCUCAGGGUGCUCGUCGGCUGCAAGCGUGUGAUUGAUUAUGCGGUUAAAAUACGUGUCAAGCCUGACAAAACCGGAGUUGUGACUGAGGGCGUUAAGCACAGCCUAAACCCUUUCGAUGAGAUUGCUGUGGAGGAAGCAGUACGAUUGAAGGAGAAGAAAGUAGCGAGUGAGAUAAUCGCUGUCUCGUGCGGGCCUGCUACAUGUCAGGAAACAUUGAGGACAGCGUUGGCCAUGGGUGCAGACAAGGCCAUCCAUGUGGAAGUAGAAGGCAAAGAGUAUGAGACACUGCAGCCUCUACAUGUUUCCAAAAUCUUGGCCAAGCUGGCGGCUGACAACAAGGUGGAUGUUAUUAUUGUGGGGAAGCAGGCUAUUGAUGAUGACAGCAAUCAGACAGCCCAGAUGACAGCUGGAAUCUUAGACUGGCCACAGGCUACUUUUGCUUCAAAGAUAGAGAAAGAUGGAGACAGCCUGAAGGUGACACGAGAGGUUGAUGGUGGCCUCGAGCACAUCAAGGUGAAGCUGCCCGCGGUCAUUAGUGCAGAUCUCCGACUGAACGAGCCCCGAUAUGCCACCCUCCCCAACAUCAUGAAAGCCAAGAAGAAGCCCCUGGAGAAGAAGACACCCAAGGACCUGGGCGUGGACGUGGGUGCUCGUAUUGAUAUUGUGAGCGUAGAGGACCCGCCUACCAGGGAAGCUGGCACCAAGGUAGAGUCUGUGGAUGAGCUACUAGAGAAGCUGAAGGCCCUGGGGCGUAUCUAGAGAUGUCUGGCUCAACUUUGCGCAGCUGCAUGCAUCCUCCAUGUUUUUGGUGGAAGCAAGGUAGUCAACAAAUUGUACACUGUCCUGAAGUAAUGCUUAAAAUAAAAGAUAUUUUUACAUUC
Molecule: messenger RNA, 957 nt
Organism: Dermacentor silvarum
Lineage: Eukaryota; Metazoa; Arthropoda; Arachnida; Ixodida; Ixodidae
Gene: Etfb
Product: electron transfer flavoprotein subunit beta
Exons: 7
Coding region: 71-835 (254 amino acids)
Cellular component (GO): cytosol
Molecular function (GO): electron transfer activity
Source: RefSeq, a predicted model, not a curated record